AUGCUAUCCAUCAAGACCGUUGUGCAAUUGUCGUUGGCGGUCUCCGCGAUUCUACUUUCCUCAUGCGUCUUCCUCAUAUUCAUGACGAGUCGACAGAUCGAGCAAUUCCGAGAACAGACGUUCGAUGAUUUGAAAGAAUGGAAGUAUUUUUCGGAUCAAGCUUGGAAGGAGAUCCAGUCAGUCUCGAUUCGGAAAACUCGACGCAGUGGACCCAAUCGAUUCAUAAAACGACAAUCCAGUGACUAUGCAACAUAUAAUGAUUAUUCGGCAAGCCAGACGACUUCCUAUGCGAGGCUCAAUAGCUAUGCAACGGCACCGCAGGAUCAAUGCAAUUGCGGACCUCGUGCAAAUAAUUGUCCGUCAGGACCGCCCGGACCACCCGGACUGCCAGGAUUCGACGGAGAGCCCGGCACACCGGGACUUGAUGGCAAACCUGGUGCGAAUGGUGUCGUGCUCAACGCUUAUGAUCAAGAGCAGCCCGGAUGUAUUGUGUGCCCUCAGGGUCCGCCGGGACUUCCCGGUAACACUGGUUAUCCUGGAAAUCCGGGACCGCCUGGGAAUCAGGGUCUUCCUGGAUAUUCGCCACAGCCUGGUCGACAAGGCCCUCCGGGUCCUUGCGGUGAUAAGGGACCACAAGGACCGCCAGGACCUCCAGGGACUGAUGGGGAGCCCGGUCGCGAUGCUAUUCGACACAUAUGCCAGCCUGGUCGUAAAGGGCCACCAGGACCACCUGGACCAUGCGGCCAACCUGGUAGCCCUGGAUUGACACCACCACCAGGACCUCCAGGACCACCAGGAUUCCAAGGGCCACCUGGGGAUGAUGGGCCUUGUGGACCUCCAGGACCUCAAGGAUAUCCUGGAUUGCCGGGACCUCCUGGACAAGACGCAGAAUAUUGUCCAUGUCCUCCAAAAAGUGGAGUUGACAAAGGGAGCUUCUAUGAAGCUCCAGCUCCAUAUGAUGUAAGCCAGAAUGCAUAUCUCGAAAAGUCGACUAGUGAAGAUGAAUACCGUAAACGCGUUUUGGCACGAGUACUGAAGAAGCAGAAGAGAUUACUGCUGGCAUCAAGAGCGCGAAAUGUGCGCAGAAAGCCGCCAUCAAAGAAACCACAAUCGAAAAACAAUCAAUAA
Messenger RNA from Caenorhabditis bovis, 1128 nucleotides. Lineage: Eukaryota; Metazoa; Nematoda; Chromadorea; Rhabditida; Rhabditidae. The record is from the annotation of a GenBank genome assembly.